AUGUCAUCACAAGAGGAACAGCUUUCGCCGGAAGAACGACAAAAGCGAUUGCAGGCAGAGCAUUAUGCCAAGCAGGUGGCGGUUCGGGACGCGCAACUAGCCAAGUUACAACAACAAGCCGAACAGGCCGCACAACGCAGUUAUGGCAUUCCCAGUACCACCGGCUUGUUAGCUUACCCUCCUCUUCCCAACCAGGUGAAUCCCCAGCAACAGGGAGGGAUGUCACCACAAGGAAAUAAGAGCAAUGCGCUUUCGGCGGAAGAACAACAAAAAAGGCGGCUGCUACUGCAUGCAAUACGUCCUGAGUCCAUGUCGCCAGAGCAACUGCAACAAGCCAAGAUGCGGCAACUGGCAGCACAACGCGGACGGCAGAUAGCGGGGAUGGGAUACCAGCAGAUGGGCGACGGAAUUCUCAACAAGUGUCCCAGCGACGUAGAGAUUCGCGCGGGACUAGAGGCUGAUGUACCAGAUUUUGUCAACUUUCGAUCUGCCUGCCGGGAGGGUGACUUAUCUACUGUCGAGUCAAUAGUUUCCUCUCAAUCUCGCUCACCACUCUAUCUUCAGAAAGGAUUAGAUGACGCUAUCAAAAAUGGCAAAGUUGACGUUUCACGUUUUCUUCUACAGUCUGGAGCACCCAUGACACGAGUAACACCAGCAGCCAUCCUCAGAGCCCCAGCAGACAAACAGGUUGCCUUAUUCCACGUUCUUAUGGAGCACGGCUGGACAGUCAAUACUCCCGAGAGCCUCCUCCCGGAAAUCUUUAAAAGUAACAAUGAGCCACUGUUCGAUUGGUUUCUGGAACAAGGCGCAGAUCCCAACGUUGCUGGGCCCCAAAAUGAUCAAGGACAAACUCUCAGGCUGGCAGCCACUCAGGGCACUGUCCAAGCAGUACAGAAGCUUCUAAAUGCUGGAGCUCAGAUGACCAGUUCGGGGCUGUAUUGGGCUGCAGGCGCCUAUCCUCAAGGCUCAGUUCCCAUGGUCAGACGUGUUGAACCGAGCGCGGACUUUGACAAGUCAAGAAUACCUGUCAUGGAGCUGUUACUGGAGAAUGGGGGUGACGUCAACCAUAGACUGGAAACGCGCCAUAUGGAAGAGCUGUACCCGAUUGUAAAUGCGGUUAAGGCGGGUGCUGUUGAGAGAGUCAAGUGGCUACUGAGCAAGGGGGCAGAUCCUGACCUGAAGGGGCCGCGGGGCAGUGCCAGGGACUAUGCCAGACGUGAUUCGAGCGAUGAAAUGAAACAGGUGUUGGGAGUCUAG
This is a messenger RNA of Fusarium venenatum, 1257 nucleotides long. RefSeq lists its product as uncharacterized. NCBI's taxonomy places the organism in Eukaryota, Fungi, Ascomycota, Sordariomycetes, Hypocreales, Nectriaceae. The record is from RefSeq and is a predicted model, not a curated record.